AUGAAUUUCGAGAUACAAGGCAAAAAACAUCUAGAUGAAGCUGCAAAACAAGAAAGCGAAGAAAAUAUAACGAACAGUCAGCCUAGCGCGAGUGCAAGCGACACUCAUAACGAAAAUAAUAGCGACCAAAAUGAAAACGACAAUGUUAAUUUAGAGCAAGUUUUGCCAGACAACGCCCUGCCUGUCUCAAAUGAUGUCUCGACCGGAAGUCAAGCUGUCGCGACGGGGGGAGAGGUACCCACUGAAAACAGCGCGUGCGGAUUUAAGAUGGAAAAACCAAAAUUACCUAAAUUUUCGGGAGAUGUACGUAAUCGAGUACGCGAUAUUUAAAUCCGAUUUUAAGCACGCUAUUGAACCAAGGUACUCUAAACGUGAUGCUGUAACACUUUUACGAACAUGUUUAAACGGAAGACCACUUGAACUAAUUAAGGGCAUUGGAACAAAUUACGACGCAGCUUGGGAAUACUUGGACUCGAUUUACGGUGAUCAAGUUUAGAGCAUUAAAUUGUAGUCAAGACAUAGAUAGUCAAGUUUAGAGCAUUAAAUAGUGACGAAGAUGCCCGAUUUUGUGAACUUGUACGCUUGGUAAAGAGAAGUUAUAACACUUUAAAGGAAGUUGGUUUGCCAAAUGAUAUGGAUAACAGCCAUAUGUUAUCGAUCAUUGAAAAAAAGAUGUGCGCUGACGAUAGAAAAGUUUGGUCACGUGAUCUCGAGAAAGACAAGAAAACAGCAUCGUUACAUGGCUUAAUGACAUGGAUGAAUGUCGAGAUGAAGUUCAGAAUGAGAGCGUCUGCACCGUUGAGAACAACUAACAAACAUUCAAUCAAUCAUUUAAAGCAAUUCCAAGGAGGCGAAGACCAAUUCUCAAACCACCGAUGUUGGCUUUGUAAAACAUCAUCCCAUUGGGUGGAUCAAUGUGUCGUAUCGUAA
This is a messenger RNA of Paramuricea clavata, 930 nucleotides long. The record is from the annotation of a GenBank genome assembly. Lineage: Eukaryota; Metazoa; Cnidaria; Anthozoa; Malacalcyonacea; Plexauridae.